AUGUCCACGUCUGAACCGCGGAAACUCCUCGCGCCGGCGAGCCAGCGUAAGAAGACGGUAGAGGCCUGUAAUCCGUGUCGUGCGCGCAAGUCCAAGUGCGACGGGGCGCUUCCUUGCAAAUCAUGCAUUCGCGGCAAUCAUCACUGCUAUUACGACUCAUCGACAUCUACGGAUAGGUUAACUGGUUUGCAUAGAGAGUUUGACGAGUUCAACAAGAGGCUACUCGAACUUGAACGCAUUGUGUUCAGCGCACUUCCCUCCAGCGUAUCAACCUCACCCUGGGUUGGCGAGGAGAAUCUGGUCAUUAGCGACAGUCAACGAAAAAAACCCACCAUUACCAUCCCUGAUGCGGCUGGGUCGUUGAGUUUCGACGGCUCAACGCAGAUACAUCAGGCUGAAAUUCAAUUCGACGCCGUCACGACUCUCAACACCUCCACUGGCUCGGUGGAGUUUUACGGCAGCACGUCCAUCCUGGCCCUCGCGCGGAGUUUGGACAACAGACUCAGGGAAUUCGAGGGGGAGCACCGCGGGUUCCAAACCCUGCUCAAGAAGUCCCGCACCACGACCAGGGGCCUAGAGGUCGACCUCGAGGGCCUCUUCGAGCAUAACGACUUCGUUCCCGCCGCCUGGCAGCCGGGUAACCGGUGGCAACUAAGGAAAGAUGUGGCGGAUGGCCACGUCCAGAGCUUUUUUAACACCAUCCACGAUUACUUGCCCGUUCUUGACGUCGACGUUUUCAUGGCGGCGUAUCGGCAAUUCUGGACCGCCCCGCCAGCGGAUGUAGAAUGUGUGGCUGCCCGACAGGCCGAAUGCCUGAUCUACUCCGUCCUAGCCAUGGGAGCGUUGUAUUCUGACUCGGGCUCGGACAAUGCCGAGUCGGCGGCGAGCUAUUUCUCCAGAGCGCAGGAUCUGCUGGGAAGGCUCUUUGACGCUGUUAGCGUUGAGACAGUGCAGGCCGCGCUGUUCAUAGGCUGCUAUGCUCAGCACGCAAUAAAACCGAAUUUAGCUUAUAACUAUAUUGGCCUCGCUAUCCGAUUCGCCUACUCGAUCGGUCUUCAUAGAUGUCGCCAACAAGUCUCCGGGAGCCACGCCCACGCCCAAGCGGGUUUGAGGAGCUGGUGGAUGCUCUACGGCGUCGAGGCCGAGCAGUGCCUGGACUCGGGGCGACCGACAUCAAUACAAGAAGCGGAUGCGAAAGCUCCAUUCCCGAGAGAUCCUCCAGAUUUUUCUACCGGCGUCAGUCGGGUCACCUUCAUCACUGUCAUGGCAAAAUUUAGCACCAUCAUGCGAAAAGUUAUCAACCUAGUUUCAUCCAUCGGUGAUAAUCCCGGCACACAAGGGUUUGAAGGACGGCUCAUGAACCUACAUGUCGAGCUGAGUGCCUGGCGGGAGGCUCUCCCGCUACACCUCAAGUUCGGCCGGGACUUGGGGCGCUACAACGAACACGCCUGGGUGGCGACGAAAUGGGUGAAACGCCAACGCCAAAGUGUGGAAGUUCACUUCAACCACCUCAUGACUUUCUUGCAUCGGCCCUUGUUCCGCAAAUUUUCCACCGUGUCGUCUCCUCGUUCCUCCAACAUGUCUGUCCCCAUCUGCCUGGGCGCAGCUCAGGACAACGUCAUGCUCAUUCAUCACGUUCUCACCGAGGACACGAGCAUGCAGCGUUGGGCGUAUUAUUGUUACUACUGCCUGUCGGCGACGCUCUUCCUGCUCAUGCGCAUCUGCGAGUGCCCGGAGCACGAAGCCGACGGUUACCUUCAGGUCUGCUACCGCAGCAUCGAGGUAUUCGAGGCUAUAGAUUCGGAGCCGUCGAGGAAAUGCGUACCGCUCGUUAAAGCCGUGCUCGCGAGACUGGGCCACGCGCUAGACCCGGGUAUUAGAUUGUCGAAUUCUGCGCCUAACAGAACGCCCAUGAGCCGGCAACCGCCUCCCCCUCAGGAUCGAGGGAUCACCGAGAAGUGCGAAGUUGAUGCUCGGUAUUUUGGCCUUCCAGCAGACCUCUCUUUGUCUUCUGAAAUAUUUGGUGACGCGUUCAAGGAUCAAUCCGCUGAGGAUGUCCUGAAAUUAUCUACGAGGGUGUCUGGAGACGAGUUAUUUAGUGCCGAUCUCGGUACGCUUUUUAACACCGACUCCUUUUAG
This is a messenger RNA of Scedosporium apiospermum, 2139 nucleotides long. RefSeq lists its product as uncharacterized. The record is from RefSeq and is a predicted model, not a curated record. The transcript has 7 exons. Lineage: Eukaryota; Fungi; Ascomycota; Sordariomycetes; Microascales; Microascaceae. Gene Ontology annotation, molecular function: DNA-binding transcription factor activity, RNA polymerase II-specific; DNA binding; zinc ion binding. Gene Ontology annotation, biological process: regulation of DNA-templated transcription; DNA-templated transcription. The coding region runs from base 1 to 2139 and encodes 712 amino acids.